Hydra vulgaris (swiftwater hydra) is the source of this 2442-nucleotide messenger RNA. RefSeq names its product peptidyl-prolyl cis-trans isomerase sig-7. Gene Ontology annotation, cellular component: nucleus. The record is from RefSeq and is a predicted model, not a curated record. Gene Ontology annotation, biological process: protein peptidyl-prolyl isomerization. Lineage: Eukaryota; Metazoa; Cnidaria; Hydrozoa; Anthoathecata; Hydridae. Gene Ontology annotation, molecular function: RNA binding; peptidyl-prolyl cis-trans isomerase activity.
CACAUUAUUACGGAUUUAACGCUUCCAAUUAAGUCAGUUCAAAUGUCAAAAGUAUCAAGAAAGUCUUUAAAAUGAAAUUUUAAGCAAGAAUUGAUUGUUCAAUAAUAAUAAAAAGUUAAUGAAGUGUCUAACGAUUCUUGACCUCUGUUAGUAAAAAGACUUAAAAUUUAGAAAUGUCUGUUCUAGUUGAAACAACAUUAGGAGAUUUGGUAUUUGAUCUUUACACUGAAGAAAGGCCAAGAUCAUGCAUGAACUUCUUAAAGCUAUGCAAAAUAAAGUAUUAUAAUUUCUGUUGUUUUCAUUCAGUUCGGAGAAACUUCAUUGCUCAAAGUGGUGAUCCAACAGAAACAGGCAGAGGGGGUGUUUCUGUGUACUCAUUUGUUUAUGGUGACCAAGCCAAAUAUUUUGAGUUAGAGUUAAAACCAAGAAUUAAACAUCGAACAAAAGGAACUAUUUCAUUUGUCAACAAUGGAAAUGACAUGCACGGUUCUCAAUUUUUUAUUACUCUUGGUGAUGGCUUGGAUUUUUUGGAUGGAAAACAUACAGUGUUUGGUCAACUGGCAGAAGGAUUUGAUGUUCUUGAAAAAUUAAAUGAGGUCAUAUGUGAUGAUAGUCAUAAACCAUUCCAAGAUGUCAGAAUAACACACACAAUAGUUUUAGAAGAUCCUUUUGAUGAUCCAAAAGAUUUACCUAUUCCUGAUAAAUCUCCUGAGCCCACAAAAGAAGUUCUUGAAAGCGGGCGAAUUGCUGCUGGAGAAAAAAUAAAUGAUGAUGAUGUAUCUAAAGAAGAGCUUUUAAAGAAAAUAGAAGACAAAGAAUUAGCAAUAGGAACCAAAAUACUUGAAACAGUUGGAGAUAUUGAUGAUGCAGACUUAAAACCCCCUGAAAAUGUUUUAUUUGUAUGCAAGUUGAACCCUGUAACUAAUGCUGAUGAUUUGAAAAUUAUAUUUUCAAGAUUUGGAAAAAUAUUAAGCUGUGAAAUUAUAAAAGAUCAAAAAACUGGAGACUCUCUUUGCUAUGGUUUUGUUGAAUUUAAAGAGGUUGAAGCGUGUGAGAAAGCAUAUUUCAAAAUGGAUAAUGUCUUAAUUGAUGAUCGUAGAAUACAUGUUGAUUUUUGUCAAUCAGUUUCAAAAAUCAAUAAAUGGCAUAAAUCAGCUGCAUAUACUAAAGCAAAUAGUUCAAAAGAUGGCUUUGGUUAUGAAAUGAAGGAGAAAAAAAACCCAAAGGACAAAUAUUCAAUGAUUUUUGAUGAUGAAGAUAAAGGAAAAAAAAGUCAAGUUCAAGAAAAAAACAAGAAAAAAGAUUCUUAUAAAUCAAAGAAAAAAUCACAGAAGCGAAGAAGUGAUUCUUCUGAUAGUGUUUCUGAUAGCUCAUCAAAAAGUAUUGAUGACAAGCGUUCAGCACGGAAGAAAACGCUGAAAAGUCACAAAAAACGAGUUGAUUCUAAAAAUGAUCCUAAAAAAUCACUUAAGCGAAACUAUUCUUCAUCUGAUGAUGAUGAUGAUGAUGUCGAUUUAAAAACUGCUGAAAAAAAAAAGAAAAACGAAAAAUCAAAAAAACACACAGAAAAGAGCUCAGAUGAUUCAGACUCUGAUGAUUGCGAUAUCAAAAAAUCAAAAACUUUAAAGGAGUCAUCCAAAAAUUUAAAAGAGUCAUCCAAAUAUUUAAAAGAGUCAUCCAAAUAUUCAAACAGCGAUUCUGAAGAUUCUGAUCAUAAACAAUCUAAAAAGUUUCAAGAGGAGUUUAAAAAGAAAAAAAAGGCUAUUUCAAAAAAUAAUCGUGAUGAUAUAAGGAAGACAAUCAGUGACGAUGAUAAAAAGAAUGAAUUUUCUAGAAAGAAGAAUGAUCAUAGGUCUUCUAUUUCAAAAGAAAAAAGAGAUGUUAGAUCAUCUUCCUCAUCAUUGCAAAAACGAGACGCUAGAUCAUCAUUGCAAAAAGAAAAAAAAACAGAUGUUAAAGAACAAACAAAAUAUAGUGACGAUAGCGAUGAAUCAGUUAAAAAUGAAAAAAGAGAAAAGAAGUUUAAAAAAAUCUCCUUAGAAGAAUGUGAUACAGAAGAAUACACUGGGGAAAAAUCGUCCAAUAAAAAGAACAAUAGAAGUGAACCUUCUGAUUCAGAUGAUAGUUCAGACGAAGAUAAAAAAAAAUCUCGUGAUUAUAAAAAACAUACGAAAAGGCAUUCUGAAGGCAAUAAGAAACGAAAGAAACGUAAUAAUUCCACUGAUAGUUCUGAUUGAAAUAGAGAAUAACCUUUAGUUAUUAGCUUAUUAUUGAGCGACUAUUCGGUACUUAGUACUGGACUUCUUUUUUUUUAUUUUCGUCAAAGAAAUAUUUAAUUGCGUUGAAAGAUGACGAAUAUAAGAAGAUAUCCAUGAAGUUAGUGAUAAAAUUGUAAUAGAGAAUUGUAAACUACGUUCAAGCUAAAGUUUAAAUUUUAUAAAA